Dioscorea cayenensis subsp. rotundata (Guinea yam) is the source of this 1947-nucleotide messenger RNA. RefSeq names its product pyruvate kinase, cytosolic isozyme. The transcript is spliced from 3 exons. The record is from RefSeq and is a predicted model, not a curated record. Lineage: Eukaryota; Viridiplantae; Streptophyta; Magnoliopsida; Dioscoreales; Dioscoreaceae. Gene Ontology annotation, biological process: glycolytic process. Gene Ontology annotation, molecular function: pyruvate kinase activity; magnesium ion binding; potassium ion binding. The coding region runs from base 228 to 1748 and encodes 506 amino acids. Gene Ontology annotation, cellular component: cytoplasm.
GGGGCUUUUAAGUAAAAGUUUAAGGGACUUUCACAUUAAUAAGUUAAAGUGCAGGGGGUUUUCUGCAAAAUAACCCCACAAAUAUUCUUUUUAUAUUAUUAGCGCAGCGGUUUCAAUUCUUCUCAUAAAAACUUCUCCUUUUCUUCUCAUCGAACGCCGGCCUCGUCUCGCCGUCGUUCUUCUCCUCCGUCUCUUCUUCUCGAGAUCUCGUUCCUUUCGAUCGAUCCAUGAUGCAAACGGGACCGGAAGUGGAAGUGGAGGUGCAGCGGAGGCCGAAGACGAAGAUCGUCUGCACGCUUGGCCCUGCGUCGAGGUCGGUGCAGAUGAUUGAGCGGUUGCUUCGGGCUGGGAUGAACGUCGCGCGCUUUAACUUCUCCCAUGGAUCGCAUGAGUAUCAUCAGGAGACGCUUGAUAACCUUCAUGCUGCCAUGGAGAACACCGGCAUCCUCUGCGCGGUUAUGCUUGACACCAAGGGCCCAGAAAUCCGAACAGGUUUCCUGAAAGACAGCAAGCCCAUCCAACUGAAGAAAGGGCAGGAGAUCACUAUCUCAACAGAUUACAGCAUAAAGGGUGAUGAAAACAUGAUCUCCAUGAGUUACAAGAAGUUAGCUGAGGAUGUGCAGCCAGAGAGUGUCAUUCUAUGUGCUGAUGGGACUGUCACAUUAACCGUGCUUUCUUGUGAUAAGGAAAAUGGUUUGGUUUGUUGCCGCUGCGAGAAUUCUGCUACUAUUGGGGAGAGGAAAAACGUCAACCUUCCUGGAGUUAUUGUUGAUCUUCCUACUUUGACCGAGAAAGACAAGGAGGAUAUAAUGAAAUGGGGUGUCCCUAAUAAGAUAGACAUGAUUGCUCUUUCUUUUGUACGCAAAGGUUCAGACCUUGUGGAGGUUAGGAAGCUGCUUGGAGAACAUGCAAAGUCAAUCAUGUUGAUGUCAAAGGUUGAGAAUCAAGAAGGGGUGGCCAAUUUUGAUGACAUUCUAACUAAUUCAGAUGCGUUCAUGGUCGCGAGAGGAGAUCUUGGUAUGGAGAUUCCUAUUGAGAAGAUCUUCUAUGCGCAAAAGGUGAUGAUUUUCAAGUGCAACAUACAAGGGAAGCCUGUUGUCACCGCUACCCAAAUGUUGGAAUCCAUGAUCAAGUCUCCUCGUCCUACCCGGGCAGAAGCCACUGAUGUAGCCAACGCGGUUCUGGAUGGCACUGACUGUGUCAUGCUCAGCGGUGAGACUGCUGCCGGAGCCUAUCCAGAGCUUGCAGUUCAAACCAUGGCUAAAAUCUGCUUAGAAGCAGAAUCUUAUGUGGACUAUAAUUCUGCUUUCAAAGGAAUCAUGGCUUUGGCUCCUGUUCCUAUGAGUCCACUAGAGAGCCUUGCUUCAUCAGCUGUUCGCAUGGCCAACUCGUCCAUGGCAUCACUUAUUUUGGUCCUGACUCGAGGAGGAAGCACAGCCAAACUGGUGGCCAAGUACAGGCCAGCAAUGCCAAUUCUUUCAGUGGUGGUGCCUGAGAUCAAAACAGAUUCUUUUGAUUGGUCAUGUAGUGAUGAAUCGCCAGCGAGACACAGCCUUAUUUUCAGAGGGCUUAUUCCUGCAUUGAGCGCCGGAAGUGCAAGAGCAUCACAUUCUGAGUCGACAGAAGAAGCCCUGGAAUUUGCCAUGCAGCACGGGAAAUCCAUUGGGCUCUGCAAGUCAGGGGAUGCUGUCGUGGCAUUGCACCGUGUAGGGGCUUCAUCCGUGAUCAAGAUUUUGACAGUCAAGUGACAACCAUGCCUAGCCGAAUUUUUUUUUUUCAAGGGGCAAUUUUGUUUAGCAAGUUCUUGCAGUCCCCCAAGUUUUUUGUUUGCUAUUUUGGAGUGUCUGUCACACCCUUUCUUUUGCUUUCAAACCUUAGCACGUUAUGUUUUCUUCAAUGAUGUGAAGAAUUAUAGUUCAGUCAAUUACAUAACAUUUAUUUUAUUGA